UUCUGUUCAGCGGGCUACAUGUAUCAACGACAGCAGACGACUCCUAACAGUUUCUUGUUUGAUUCGAAAUUAAGUGAAGUCACUCCUGAAGGGCAAAGUGGCAUUGGAACUUCCCGUAGCGGUGAAUAUGAAGACGGUCAAAUGUUUGACAUGGAUGCCGUUGAAAGUGAGUCCAUCUUUACGAGGUCAAUCCAACUUAUUUCUUCUUUGUUGGUUUAUUUCAGGCUCAGUCAACUGGCUUCAAUCGCUUCCACGCCAGUGACACCAAAGAAAACACGGUAUCGUGAAGAGACUAAGCAGCUUAUUAAUCUAGUAGUAGUUGGACAUGUUGACGCCGGGAAAAGUACGCUUAUGGGUCACCUUUUAUAUCAGUUGGGAUACGUGGAUCAACGUACAAUUCAUAAGUACAGACAGGAGUCAGCUAGAUCUGGGAAGGGUUCGUUCGCGUUCGCAUGGGUACUAGAUGAAACUGAAGAGGAACGUUCUCGAGGUGUAACUAUGGAUGUUGCGAAAACGUCAUUUGAAACGAUUUCAAAGCGAGUCGUAUUGUUGGAUGCUCCGGGUCAUAAAGACUUUAUUCCCAAUAUGAUCACUGGCGCAUCGCAAGCUGACGCUGCUAUUCUUGUUAUAAAUUCGGCACGAGGGGAAUUUGAAACCGGAUUUGAAAAUGGUGGUCAAACUCAUGAGCAUGCUAUGUUAUUGCGCUCACUGGGAGUCGGACAAGUGGUGGUAGCGGUGAAUAAGUUGGAUACAGUAGAUUGGUCACAGGACCGGUUCCACGAAAUCACUACCAUAAUGGAGUUGUUUUUAACAAAGCAAGCCGGAUUCAGUCAUGUGCGUUAUGUGCCGGUUUCUGGUCUUGACGGAGACAAUUUAUCAGAUCGUAUACAAAGCAGUCAUCCUCUCGCAAAGUGGUACAGCGGUCCAUGUCUUUUGGAACUCAUAGAUACGUUUUCUGCACCACCUCGUGCAAGUGAAGGACCGGUAAGAAUAGUGAUUAAUGAUGUAUUUAAGAUGACGACAAAUCUACUUAGUUUGAGCGGAAAAAUCGAGUCCGGAGAGGUGGAAGCGGGAGACAAAUUAUAUAUAAUGCCUACCGGAGAUGCAGCUGUUGUUAAAGCAUGCUCAAACGACAAUGGUGGUGCAGUAGAUAUUUGUAUGGCUGGUGAUCAAGUACUGCUAACGUUAAACGGGACUUUUGAAGCGGAUACAAUUCACACGGGGCAUGUGGUAGUAAGUGGUGGACAGGAUGUAUUGAUGCCAUGUCGUCAUUUUGUUGCACGAAUUGUAGUAUUGGAUAUAGCACCGAUCGUAAAGGGAACAAAGGCAGAGCUCUACUGUCAUUCGUUAUGCGAAUCGUGUACGGUGGUGAAACUCCUUUCUUCGAUUAACAAAGGAGAUGGUAGUGUCAUAAAAAAAAAACCCAGAUUUCUUGCAAAACAAAUGAGUGGCAUUGUGGAAAUCCUGACUGACCGGGAAGUAGCGAUUGAAGCUUACACAAAAUGCAAGGCGCUUGGACGUAUCACAAUACGGGCUAGGGGCAAAACAAUCGCGGCAGGCAUUGUGGAACGUAAGCUGUCUUGA
Messenger RNA from Angiostrongylus costaricensis, 1584 nucleotides. Lineage: Eukaryota; Metazoa; Nematoda; Chromadorea; Rhabditida; Metastrongylidae. The record is from the annotation of a GenBank genome assembly.